Messenger RNA from Prunus mume (Japanese apricot), 1338 nucleotides. Lineage: Eukaryota; Viridiplantae; Streptophyta; Magnoliopsida; Rosales; Rosaceae. The record is from RefSeq and is a predicted model, not a curated record.
CAACUUAAUCACGGCUGUCUUGGACGUGAUCAAUGGUUCUCCGCGAAGCGUUUGGAGCAUAGAUAAAAUCCAAGACGAGAAAAGGCGACAUAUAUGGGCUACUCAGGUCAUGAAUAAAUUGGUUGAGCAUAGUAAUUUAUACAAGAAAGUCGUACAAAUUUCUGGAGGAGAUCCAGAAGAUAAAGAUAAAUUUGGAGAUGUUCCCGAUCGUACCGAAUUGCAUCUGGAGGAGCCAAGUGGAAGUACAAGUCAUACAGAGAAGAAAGACAAUACGGAAGCUAAGAAUGACAAUUUGGAAGAUAAGAAGGACAAAGAUAAAAAAUCGGAAGAUAAGAAGACACCAAUAUUAAUUGCAGCAAAGAUGGGAGUGAGUGAAAUGGUGGAAACAAUCCUAAAAAAAUUUCCAGUGGCUAUUUACGACGUGGACUCAGAAAACAAGAAUGUUGCACUGUUGGCAGUCGAGAACAGGCAACCCCAUGUUUACAGUUUACUAAUGGACAGUAAGAAACAAAUCACAAGAUUGUUACGUGGGGUGGACAACAAUGGUAACAAUGCAUUGCAUCUUGCUGCUAAAUGUGGAAGACAUCGGCCAUGGCUUACUCCUGGUGCCGCACUACAAAUGCAGUGGGAACUCAAGUGGUACACGUUUGUCAAAAAUUCCAUGCCACCUCGUUCCUCUGUUCGCUACAACAAAAAAGGUCAGAUGCCACAGGAGGUCUUCACAACUUCACACAAACGUCUUCGAAAAGAAGGCAGUGAUUGGCUCGUCAAAACCUCCGAAUCAUGCUCUGUGGUUGCUGCGCUCAUUGCAACAGUUGCCUUCGCAACAUCAGCAUCUGUACCGGGCGGACUCGAUGAUAAAACUGGUUCACCGGUUUUCAAAGACAAGCCGGCAUUCAAUGCCUUCACCAUCUCAUCACUGCUUGCUCUCUGCUUGUCAGUAACUGCCCUGGUCUUCUUUCUAACCAUUAUUACGUCUCGAUACGAAGCGCAAGAUUUUUCCAUCAGCUUGCCCCGGAAACUUUUGCUGGGUUUAACAUCACUCUUCGCAUCCAUAGCUGCCGUGUUAGUCUCAUUCUGUACUGGCCAUAUUUUUCUCCUUGAUCGACACCUCAGAUAUGUGGCAUAUCCAUUAUAUGCAGCGACUUGCUUACCGGUUACCAUUUUUGCUCUUGCCCAGUUGUCCCUCUACUAUGAUCUCAUAAGGGUCAUCUUCAAAAAGGUUCCACAGCGCAGCUACAGGGAAUAUAGACACUAAUUAAGUGGGACUCGAUCAUCUAUUUGGCGCUAUAAAUAAAUUGUGUGUUUUCGUGUGUGUGGUUUUUUUUUUUUUUUUUU